AUGGCGCUCUCUGCCAGCGCCUUUGUCGCGCCCGACGCCCGCGUCGGGGUCAAAGCGCCGCCCGCCCUCGCUGCCGGGCGCGCCGCGGCACCGGCGCCACCCGGCGGAAGCCACGCGGCGCUCGCCGUGUGCGCGGCCGCGGCCGUGGCCGCCGGCCGCGCGCGGCGCACGGCGCGGCGCGAAGGGCCUCAGGUGUCGAAGGAGAAGAGUCCGGAGACGCAGGAAGAAGCUGACAGCUGGGGCGACAAGUUUGUGUGGGAGAAGGCUUGGUAUCCCCUGGCAGUGGUCGAAGACCUGGACGAUACGAGGCCCACGCCUCUUACUCUGCUGGGGGAGGACCUGGUCGUUUGGAAGGAUGGCGAGGGACAGUGGCGCGUCUUUGAGGAUCGUUGCCCGCACCGCUCCGUGCCCUUGAGCGAGGGCCGCGUCGAGAAGGACGGCACGCUGCUUUGCUCCUACCACGGCUGGCGCUUCAACGGCGAGGGCAAAGCCACAGAGAUCCCGCAGGCGAUGAAGGCGAGCAAGGAGCGGCUGCUGGAGAAUCCCCGCGCCUGCGCGGCUGCGCGCCCAGCACAGGUGCGGCUGGGAGUGCUGUGGGUCUGGGGGGAGAGCGGCCCAGACGCCGCCUUGGAGAGCGCGCUGCUGGAGCCCAACCUGCCCACAGAGCUGGAGGACCCGGCGAUGAAGGACCGGGCUACGGCCGGCGUGUGGUCCCACCGGGAUAUGCCGUAUGGCUGGGAGGUGGCCUUCGAGAACGUGACGGACCCUGCCCACGUGGCGGUGGCACACCACAACAUCGUGUCCAACCGCUACGAGGACCCAUGCCCUAUCAAGGUGGACUUCGUUCGGAAGCCCAGCAACAAGGAAGGCUUUUCCUUCCGCACCACGCGGGUGGAGCAGAAGAAGAGGUCUCCUGACGAUGACGCUGUGACCACCAUGGACUUCCGCCCGCCUUGCCAGAUGCAGAUCCGUAGCCUCUACCCCUCGGGGGCCUCGCUGACUUUGCUGAUCAACUUCGUGCCCACCAAGCCCGGCUUCACGAAGCUGAUCGGGUCGACCAUGCUCAUCAAGGGCGAGAAGGGAGAGACGCCCAAAGGCUUCGGUAUGUACAACGCUCCACUUCCCCGCUGGCUGAUGCACGUGCUCGGCCCCGUGUUCCUGAACCAAGACGCCGUCUUCCUGCAUCAUCAGCAGAACAUCCUGGAGAAGGAGAAGCGGAAGCACGGCAAGAGCUGGAAGGAGUCCUAUUGGAUUCCCACGGAAGCUGACAAGGGCACCGUGACCUUGCGGAGGUGGCUGGACAAGAACGGAGGUGUUGGCUGGAGCAAGGCAGCGAAUACAGACAUUGAGACGACAGACAAAGAGCAGCUCUUUGAUACCUACAAGUCGCACACUUGCCAAUGUGCGGCCUGCCAGAGAGCAUUGAAGUGGACCGACCGCGUCAACAAGACGUUCAAGUACUCCGCCCUGGCCUGCGCCUCCGCGGGGCUCAGUGCGGGCAGCUGGCCGCUGCUGGCGGGCGGCGCGGCGCUGGGCGCCGGCGCCCACGCCAGCGCCAAGCUGCGGCGCAUGUUCUACGAGGUGCCAUUUCACCACCAGGAUGAGAUGGAUGCUGAAAAAGAUGGCUUCGACUCUGUGAACACCAGGCCAAAGCAGGCUGCCACCAAGGAGCCGGACAAGCAGACGUCUGAGUCCAUGAAGCCAGUGCCGCCGUCUGGGCCGAAGCCCACAGGAAGCAGCAGCUUCUCCUUUUGGAAGAAUCGCUUGGGCUGGAGCAAGCCGAAGCCGGAGGAGGCUGUGAAAUGA
Messenger RNA from Effrenium voratum, 1806 nucleotides. Lineage: Eukaryota; Dinophyceae; Suessiales; Symbiodiniaceae. The record is from the annotation of a GenBank genome assembly.